Messenger RNA from Pelodiscus sinensis (Chinese soft-shelled turtle), 2217 nucleotides. The record is from RefSeq and is a predicted model, not a curated record. NCBI's taxonomy places the organism in Eukaryota, Metazoa, Chordata, Testudines, Trionychidae.
GGGAACACCAGCCCCCAGCGCCUGGGGCUGUAUUUAGAGGGCACCCGGCAAACCCGGCGGCAGGGAGUCUGGGCGCUGGAUCCCUCCGGCCUGGGCACAGAACAGAAGGCGCAGCUCCCUGCUAGGAUCCAGCUGGCAUCUGCACCAGGACCUCUCCUGGAAACUCCCCAGCUGCCGUGGGCACACGCUGGAGCGGGCAGCACCCGGUGGCAGUCACAGGGCACCGUGGGCAAAGGCAGCAGCCAGGGAACCAGCCCCUAUCCGCCGACAGGAGCCCUGUGCUCGGCUGCAGACAGGUAACCCACGGGGCAGGGGAGUCUGGGGGUCGUGCUGGGGGCCAGAGCUGGAGGAGCUGGAGGAGCGGAGUCUGAAGGGAGGGUCAAAGCCCAACAGCAGCUUUGGGUGAGGGGUGCCCCUCAUCACACCAGCCAUGGCCACAGCCAGGGUUUUCAUCCCUCUCCUCCUCCUUGUGCUUGUGCCUGGGGUCUCUCCCUUCUGCCGCACAGGCACGGCUCAGGAGUGCAGGAGGAGCGUGGCCUUUGUGCCUGGGCACAGCCUGGUACGGGAGGGCAUCGACGUCACCACGCUGGGCUGGACGGGGAACUACCUGGUGGACACCAGCCUGUGGCGCGGCCCGAACGGCACCUGCACCUUGUGCCAGAACCCGCUGCAGGGGGGGCAGCUGCAGAGGGCGCCGCUGGCCGUGACGGACUGGAAGGUGAAUAUCUUGUGCAACCGGGAGCUCAGCACCUCGGUGCAGGAGUCGGCCGUGGCCGUGGCCCGGGCAAUGGCGUCCGAUGUGAACAACGACUGGAAGGUGGAACUGGAGCUACCGGGGGAGUCCAUGGGCCGGGCCCUGGAGGGGACCCGAUCCGAGCUCUCCGGCUUCGCCUACGAGAAGGAGCAGCAGGACAAGUUCAUGUUUGUGCUCCACGAGCUGCCCUGUGGGUAUUACAGACUGAGCGUUCCUCCAAACCCUCCUCUGAUGCCCGUCUUCUCCCAAGCCCUGAGUCGCCUUCCACCCACCUAUGACCCAUCCACAUACCGACCCUUCCUGGCCACGUACGGCACCCACUAUGUGAGCCAGGCAGUGCUGGGCGGGCGUGUGCGGCAGCUGACGGCCAUCCCGACCUGCCGGGCAGCGCUGGACGGGCUGACAGACGCUGAAAUCAAGGAGCGCCUGAGCUCUCAGUUCCUGCAAGCCCUGGGCUUGAGCCGAUUCCCCUCCCACUUCCGUGAGCCGAGCAGCCGGAGCAACUGGAGCUCCCAGGCGGCCUACACGGAUCACCGCACUGAGGUGACGGGGGGCCAUGGCCAUGCCAACCUGCUCUACUCCACCAAGCAAGACCCCAGGGCCCUCUCGGCCUGGCUGGAGAGCCUCAAAGCCAGCCCCGGCCUGAUCUCCUUCUCCCUGUCACCCAUCCACACCCUGGUGAGGCCGGGAGACCCCCGGCGGGAGGCGCUGAGGCAGGCAGUGAAGGAGUACGUGGCUGAGCGGGGGCAGAGGAGGUGCCCUCGACGGUGCCCACAAGGCGGCUACGCCGACCCCUUGGAGCCCUGCAAAUGCCGUUGCUCCGGAAACCCCUUCACCAACUCCAUGUGCUGCUCCCUGCAGCGGGGCCUGGCCCGGCUGAAGGUCCAUAUGAUGUGGGGCAGAGACCUGUGGGGGGACCCCACGUCCGCCAGCGAAAUCUACAUCAAGGUCUUCUUCCAAGGGCAGAAGCUGCAGACGGGCUACACUAGGAACAACAACAACCCCCAGUGGUUUGAAGACCUGAACUUCGGGGUGGUGACGCUGCCGGCGCAGCCCGAAUUGAAAAUGGAGGUGUGGGACAAAGACCCGUGGCCCUUGCCUGACGACCGGCUGGGAAACUGCCACACUCACCUCACGGCCGGCAGGAACGUGACUGAGACCUGCACCGUCUCGCCCGGCCUCGGGACGUAUUCCUACUCGCUGGAGUGCGGGCCCAACCUGGGCAGGGACACCUGCCAGGAGUACGUGCCCGUGAGGGGCUGAGACGGUGGAACCCGGCAGUCCAGCCGUCCAGCUUCUGCUCUCACCACUAGCCCCCGCUCCCUUCCCAGAGCCGGGGACUGAACGAGGUGUCCCCAUUCCGUUGCGGUUUUCAGUAGCUCUGGUUGUGCUGCCUGCACCGUGCAGCCCCUCCUUAACAGCAUCACGCUAAUAAAGGGGGCCCUGGCAUUGGUAUUGCACCA